Larimichthys crocea (large yellow croaker) is the source of this 4713-nucleotide messenger RNA. It is a transcript of the gene srrm2, whose product is annotated as serine/arginine repetitive matrix 2. The record is from RefSeq and is a predicted model, not a curated record. Gene Ontology annotation, molecular function: mRNA binding. Lineage: Eukaryota; Metazoa; Chordata; Actinopteri; Sciaenidae. Bases 236 to 4252 code for a protein of 1338 amino acids. The transcript has 14 exons.
GCGUAGACGUACGUGCCGUGCGUCUGACGUCACUGGACGUUCAUCUCGUUCUCCUUUGGUUGGAGAGCGGAUGAGUUAGCGCGCAGCUAACUAGCCACAUUUGUUCACUCCUCGCGGUUUUAAAGUACCUGCGGUGAUAGCCAGGUGUGUUUCUGCGCCGGACCCCACAGGACGUGACCUACCGCCGGAUUCCUUCAGAGACUUUAGUCUCCGCUCCUGGAGAAAACGCUGAGCCAUGUACAAUGGGAUUGGCCUGACGACUCCGCGGGGCAGCGGCACCAACGGCUAUGUGCAGCGCAACUUGUCGAGCCUGCGGGUCAAACGGCCACGAGAUGAGCGCGGCGGCGAACGAGAUGAGAAGGACCGGGAGAGGCUGGAGAGUCAGCUCAACAGGCAGCCCAAUGCCGACAUCCUGGAGCACCAACGGAAGAGGCAGCUGGAGGUGAAGUGUGCCGAGCUGCAGGACAUGAUGGAGGAGCAAGGGUAUUCAGCUGAGGAGAUCGAGGAGAAGGUGAACAGUUUCCGUAUGAUGCUACAGGAAAAGCAGGAGCCAGCUCCCACCGCCGGUGAAAGACCAACGGUGACAGAGACUCAUGCUCUGGCUGCAGCCAACCAGCAGAAGAAUGACCGUCUUCGUGCUGCUUUUGGCAUCGCCAGCGACUACGUGGAUGGAUCAUCCUUUCACGCUGACCGCAAGGAGAAAGAGAAGGAGAAGAGAGAACAGGAACGGCUGGAAAGGGAGAAACUGCAGCAGCAGAAAUAUGCGUUGGUGGAAGAUUCAGACAAUUCAGAUUCUCUGCCCAAGAAGCGCAGCCGGAAGAAGAAAAAGAAAAACAAGAACAGAGACAGCAGCUCAGAGAGUCCUUCCCCAUCUCCUCGACGAGAGAAGAAGAAAUCCAAAAAGAAGAAGAAGAAGCGGGAGGCAUCAGAAGACGAGGAGGAAGAAGAAGAUAGUCAAAGUUCCUCAGACGAGAAGCAGAAGGUGUCAAAGAGGAAAAGGAAGAAGAGUGACAGUUCAAGUCCUCCAAAAGCAAAGGCAGCGCGACACAGGAGUGUGUCCUCCAGCUCUGCUCACAGCCCGUCUCCAGUUCCAGUGAGAUCACGCCCACAGGAACAAGGUGCAAGAAAAGCUGAUGAAGGCAGAAAGGGGAGAUCCCCAGACAGGAGGAGACGGGGCUACGAGCAGAACAGCCCACAUCAUCAGGGAGGCGAAGGGAAGAGGCCCAAUCUUGAGAGAGAAAAAGAGCGACAGAGUGAGACGGAGAAGACUUCCGCCAAGAGGAGACAUGACUCUUCAUCACCUUCUCCACCACCACCGAUGGAAAAAAGCAGAGAGAGGGAGAAAGGGAGGAGAUCCAGAAGCAAACAGAAGGAGAGUGAGAAAGGGAGGCGCUCCAGAAGCAGAGAAAUGGAGAAAAGGAGGCGUUCGAGGAGCAUAGAAAAUGAGAAAGAGAGAGGUCGGCGUUCAAGAAGCAAAGAAAGGGAGAGAGGAAGGAGCUCCAGGAGCAGAGAGGUGGAGAAAUCAAAGCGAUCAAGAAGUAGAGACAACGAGAGGGGGAGGCGCUCCAGAAGCAGAGAGGUGGAAAAAUCAAGGCACUCAAGGAGCAGAGAAAAUGAGAGGGAGAGAGGGAGGCGCUCCAGAAGCAGAGAGGUGGAGAAAGGAAGGCGAUCAAGGAGCAGAGACGUGGAGAAAAGGAGGCCUUCAAAGACCAGAGAGGUGGAGAAGGGGAGACGUUCACGCAGCAGAGAAAAGAAGGACAAAGGAAAGGAGACUGCUCCUCAGAAGACCAGACAUGACUCCUCCUCAUCCUCUUCUCCUUCUCCUUCUCCUCCACCACCUAAACAGGAGGCCAGGAGCAGAGACACUGAACGGGAAAAAGACAGGAAUAAAUGGGACAAGAAGACGAGACAUGACUCCUCAUCCCCCUCACCUCCCCCUGAGAAGGAGAGGGCAAGAAGGGAGAGGAGUGGGGAGAGGGAGCGCAGGACUGAGAAAGAUCUGCACUCAAGGGUGCCAAAUGACAGGAGAGACACUGGAAAGAGACAGGAGAGAGAGGCGUCUCCAUGCCAACAGAAAAAUGACAGGAGAAGGGAUGGACAUCCGUCCUCCACUUCCCUGUCCCCCGCCUCUCGUUCACCUGUCACCAAUGGGCGUCAGAGAGAGAGGGAGGAGGAGAGGAGGAGAGAAAAGGACAGCGAGGGUAGAAAGGAGAGGGACAGGCACCCGAACAAGCAGAGGGAACAGGACAGAGAGCGGGGUCAAGAAGGAGGCAGGAAGAGAGAAGAGGCUCAGCGAUCAUCUGCAGAAACUCUGCGAAAUGAAUCAAGACCUGCAGAGAGGAGCCGGAGACCAGAGCUGAACGAGAGCCAAGAGAAGACGAGCAGUGCUCCGAGAAAGGAGAAACGUGAUGACAAAACCAAACAGGCUGAGAAGAAAAGAGAGAGCAGCAGCAGCAGCAGCAGCAGCAGCGGUAGCAGCAGCAGCGAUAGUGACAGUGAUAGCUCCUCAUCCUCCUCUUCUUCUUCGUCCUCCUCUUCGUCCUCGUCCUCUGAUGAUGAGAGCAAGGCCAAGAAGGCUGGGUCAGUCGGAAGGGAGAAAAGUAGCCCCCCAAAAAGCGCACCGCCUGCCAUUGGGGCUGCAGUUCAAAAGUAUUUAGCCAAUGGCAGAAAGGAAAGUGUGGCUCCUGCUCCUGAGGCCGACGGACCGAGACGAGCCCAGAAGGAGAGAGACGGUGGAGGAGACAAACAUGAGAGGGAAAGACCUUCCCACAGAGCUCCCGUGGAGAAUUACCCAUCCCGGACAAAGGGCCAGGAGCGAUACAGCCCCACACAGAUGGACAGCCCUAGUCCGCCUCCUUCUCCGUCCAACAGAGCGGACACCAGCAGAGGCAGCAACAGGUACUCUCCAUCUGAGGCCGAAGCAGAGAAAACGAGAGUGGAGGCCAAAGUCAGGGAAAGAGAGAGAGGGAGGGAGAGAGAUGCACCCAGGAGGCCUGCGCGGUCUAGCCCCUCAGCCAGGAGGUCACGUUCUCCACCCCAGAAAACCUCCACCACCUCCCCGGCCCGUCGCACUCCACCAAGGCAGUAUCAGGAACCCCCGACUCGAUCGAGGAGAGCUUCUCCUCCUCCAACCUGGUCAGACCGGGAACGGGAGAGACAGAGGGACAGAGACAGGGACAGAGAGAGGGAUCGGGAGAGGGAGAGAGAGAGGGAGAGGGACAGGGAGCGAGAGCGAGAGAAGGAAAGAGAACGUGAGCGUGUUGCCAGGAGGUCCAGGUCCAGAAGCCCAAGGAGGCGCAGCAGGUCCAGGUCCAGAAGUCCAAGGAGGCGAAGUCCCCCCAGCAGGGCUCGUCGCUCUCCUUCUCCACAGCGCCGAAGGAGGAGCAGUCGCUCCCUCUCCAGAGAAAGAGCGAGAGAAAGGGAACAUGAGAGGACCAGGCAGAGGGAGGCAGAGCAGGAGAGACAAAAGGAAAAGGACCGUCUGCCACCAAAAGAUGUUCCUCAACCCCGCAGGUCCUCCUCCUCCUCCUCCAGCUCCUCUUCCUCUUCGUCCUCACCUUCACCACAGCGAGAGAGGAAAGACACAAAAACACCAACAGAGACGGACAGAAGACCCGAGCGAGGAGACGAGAAGGACAGAGAGCAGAAAAGCCGUUCCUCUUCUUCACAGGGCCCUUCAAGAGACUCGUCACAUGCUCCAACCUCAGGUAGAAGAGGCUCCCCGUCCAGACGCUCUGACGUGACCUCCAGGCGGUCUCCGGCUGGCAGCCAAUCAGAAACCAAACAAUCGUCACAAGGUCCAAGCAGGAAGCAGUCACCAGUGGCAGCCCCUCCGCCCUCCGACCAAACAGUGAGAAGUAAAAACGCUGUUAAUGGGAAGGAGGCAAAUGCAAACAAGAAAGCCAACAGGAGCAGCAGCUCCAGCUCCUCCUCCUCAUCUUCAUCCUCCUCCUCUUCAUCAUCUUCAUCCUCCUCUUCAGACAGCUCUGACUCUGAAGCAGAGCAAGGAAAAGGGAAGACUGCCAAAGCUCAAAGCUCUCCUUCCUCAGCCUCUUCAUCAGAGAAUGAAAAGGAAACCAAGAAACCUAGCCCUGCCAGGUCUGGGAGGGUUCCUGCUGAUUCACUGAGAGAUUCUCGCUCACUCAGUUAUUCACCUCCAAGAUACAUGAGAGCAGCGCCGCCCUCGCCAAAUCGCAGGAGCGACAGCAGGCAGUCUCCAAGCCGCUCAUCAAGCAGCAGACGAAGGAAAUGAGACAGUUUGAGACCCUUCACCACUCCGUCUGUUGUCUCUGUUCACGUCCAGCUGGUUUGAAACGGACUACAACGUAAACUUCACAGCGUGUAUAUGCUCGUCUGUGAAUGUCAGGGGACUCGUUUUGGUUCCGAGCCACCACGCAGUUAUCAGCAUUGUUUUUUAAGCAGCGAUGACCGGAGGCUGGCUUGUACAUUUCUUUUUAUGAGCUGAAUAAGAAACGUACACACACACACACACACACACACACACACACACACACACAGUUAAGUAAAACGUAACUCUAACAAUGUUCCUCUGUACUUGUACUGUUUGUUGCGUUCUACCUGUAGAUAUGAGCUGUCUGUAUUUUGGUUAUUAUCAUGUAACAGAUAUUCAAUUUCCAUUUAAUGUGAGCAGAAACGUGGAUAAUUUCUUUGUUGAAGAUGGUUAAUAAUAAUAAAAGGCAAUUGUACAUUUUA